CGGAAGGAAGGAGGGAGUUGCCGACCAGCCAGGUGCGCAGCGUAACUAGGCGGAGAGAAGGUGCGAGAGGUGGCCGGGCGGGGAUGGUUUGAGUCCGACGACCUAUAAGCAAGCGCCCGUCGGAGGGCGGACCGGCUGGAUCUCCUCCCGGGACCCCCUCGCUCCGCCUCUGUUACCUGGAGAGCUCCGGGAUCGCCAGGCGCAUGGAUGGAUUCCCAACGGAAGAAGAAACGGACCGGCUUCACCAUCGGGCUGCUUUUCCUAUCCGGAGGGAUCGAGUAUGCGGUGAUCCUGCCUACCAUUUGGGCCUAUCUGCAAAAGCUUAAUGCUGAACCAUACUACCUGGGCCUGGCUCUCUCUGCCUUUAGCUUUGCUGGAUUAAUCACAGGUCCCUUCUUUGGAUAUUGGUCCGAUCGCACACACCGAACCAAGGGGAGCAUCAUGUUUGCCAAUUUGUUUCAGAUAGCAGGAAACUUCAUGUACUUCGUUGGCGGCUCCAAAUGGAUGCUCCUCAGCAGCCGACUAGUAGCAGGUGUGGGAACUGGAGCAGGUGCCUCCAUCUUUGGAUACCUCACCCGUUCUACCACUUCGCAGGAGAGGUCCAAGGUCUUUGCUGCCGUCAUGGCAUGCCGCCAGGUCGGGCUGAUUAUUGGACCAGCUUGUAACCUUUUCCUGCGUCUCUGCAAUUUCCAUCUGGGGCCUUUCGUGGUCAAUAAGUUUACAUCCCCUGGGCUCUUCAUGUGUCUGGUGUGGAUUGUGCUCCAAAUUAUUGUGAUGACGAUGUACUACGACAUACAGCCACCGACUCAGCCUGCAAGGGUGCCGCAGGAUGCCUUGGAAGAGGAGCAGAAGCCACUGAUAGGGCAUGAGGGCGGCCAAGAAGAGGCCACGGGAAGAAGCUGCUACGGCAGCACCCCUGUGGCACUUCCGCAAUCUUCCCUCGGUGAUGAAUGCCGAUAUGUGCCCAACGGACACUUGGCAGAUGAAGAAUUGGCUGAAGAAGACAAGAACCCCUUCCAUCAGUUUAGCUCUGUGAGAGAAUAUUUGCGGGAGGAAGUGGUGGUUCUCCUCACCGCCCAGUUCAUUACUCUCUUCAAUCAAACGGCGUUGGAGACUAUGGUGACUCCAAUUACACAGAAGUAUUUGAACUUUGGAGAACUGGAGAACAGCAUCAUGUAUUUCCUGUGUGGUGUGGAGGUCAUCGCUGGCUUCUUCCUGGUGCGUUUUCUCAGCGCCCGGCUAUCGGAUCGAUUCAUCUUGCUCCUAGGUCUGGUCAUCUGCAACGUAGCCUGCGUCUGGUGCCUGCUGUUCCUGGCACACCCCCAGGGUACCUUUGCUGUCCUCCUCACGGAGCUGGUCGUAGGUGUCUUUUUGCAGGUCUUGGGCCUGCCCUUCGUGGCUGUCUCCCAGGUAUCGCUCUUUUCUAAAGUCACAGCAGAGAGAACACAAGGUUUCAGUCAGGGUCUCCGUCGCUCCGUUGGGGGAAUUGCCACCAUCCUGGGGCCUUUGUGGGCUGGAGGAUUGACGGAUAAUCUGUACAUCAUGCUAGGUGUGAUGAUGGGGCUCCUCAGCCUCUUGAUGGUCAUGGUGGGGCUGUCCUACAAAUAUCUGGUCGAGAUCCCGAGUCCGUACCCCUUGCCACGAACAACCCAGGAGGAGUCCAACUCAUGAGGAUCCAAUGAGUUGUCCUUGGAGGGAUGGAGAAGCUCAUAUCCCCCCACCCCCAGGUGAAGGAACUGCCAGCCAGCUGGCCAUGCCAAGGGGAACCACUUUGGCUUUCAAAUUCCCGACUCAGCAACAUCAGGAGAAGCCAGUAGAGAUGGAGGAGUCGGAUGGAAUUUGUUUUGGUCUCUUCUUUCCACCAGAAUAUUUCUUUUCUUUUAUUCCACCCCCCCUACGAACCCAGCUUUCUUUCUUUGGGCUGCCGAAAAGGAAAAAAAUAGGGUGCUAACCCUUCAGUUGAGCGAAGAUCCAAUGCAAAUCUCAUGUCCCCGUUUUGCAGAAGAGAACCAACGAGCUCCUUGGUGAAUCUGAAAUCCUUCUACGAAAAAAAAAAAAAAAGAGAAGACACGCCGGCCUUUAUUUAAUCUUUACUUUCUUAAUAAUUUAUUAUGACUUUUGUGACCCACCCGUUAUUUUACUGCUGCUGCUAUCCGCUGCUGUUUUCACAAUUCCGACCUUGAUGAUUGUUAAACUGCACUGGGAGGGCUGGAUGUUUUUAUUUAUUAAAAGUAUUUCCACUCUGUC
This is a messenger RNA of Pantherophis guttatus, 2247 nucleotides long. Its product is annotated as major facilitator superfamily domain-containing protein 8-like. The record is from RefSeq and is a predicted model, not a curated record. Gene Ontology annotation, biological process: transmembrane transport. Lineage: Eukaryota; Metazoa; Chordata; Lepidosauria; Squamata; Colubridae. Gene Ontology annotation, molecular function: transmembrane transporter activity.